Fusarium musae is the source of this 2076-nucleotide messenger RNA. RefSeq lists its product as uncharacterized. Bases 1 to 2076 code for a protein of 691 amino acids. Gene Ontology annotation, cellular component: GATOR1 complex. The record is from RefSeq and is a predicted model, not a curated record. Gene Ontology annotation, biological process: negative regulation of TORC1 signaling; positive regulation of autophagy; cellular response to amino acid starvation. The transcript is spliced from 4 exons. Lineage: Eukaryota; Fungi; Ascomycota; Sordariomycetes; Hypocreales; Nectriaceae.
AUGGCUGUGCCGAGUGUUACUAGCGACAAUUUCCUCGCUGUUGCUCUUGUAGUCAAUCGCUCUCGCGAUGGCCCAGCAUUUGUGUUCCACUACCCAGCAAACAUCGAACCUCAUUCCAAGCCAAGUUCUUCUGCAGGUGCCGACCUUGAGGAUAUUCUUCUUGAACGGCUCUCGCAGCAGAGCUUCUCGGAUGUUGCCGACGACGUACCUCUCCCUAAGCAAGGACGCAACGCAGACGAGCACUCUUUUACUGAAUCUGGAUCUCAGAUUGUUCCGUGGGAACGUGUUGCAGGCUUCCCUGCUCGCGAUCUUGCGGGAAUUCUGACUCCCGCCCGCCCCUACCACAAGAAGCUCUUUCAACUGUCAUUAGAUCCACUAUAUUGUGUAUCUUACCCUAUCCACGUCCCUGAAAAUGGCAGAUGGAAGAAGCCGAAGAAGGCAUCCCGCGCUGAUAAGCGCUCUGCGUACAACGAAGAACAACCAGCGCCUCAUGAGGUCGAUCCUCUACCUUCAGGAAAGGCGCCUGAGCAACCCGUAGAGGAAAAGGACGGCAAGAAGGAAGAUGGUAAGGACAAGGACGAUGAGAAACGCAGCUCCAUGACUAUGUUUAACCUCGUCUUCAUCCUUAACCCUAGCAGUAACGAAGUUAAGGAUGUUGUUGAAUCCAUGUACGACCACAUUAUAAAGAAGGUUAGCAAGGCCUUCAAAUACAGCCAGCAACAUAGCGAAUUUGUGUGGAAAGAGUCGAAACGAAUACUUGUCGCCAAGGACAAGGCGCGAGAGGAGCGGAAACGAAUGAGUGUUCUUUGGAAAGAAAUACUUCAGAGCUCAUCACUGGCCGCUGCCAUGCACGAUAUAUAUGAGGCAGUGUCUCAAAACAAGAUUGCCGCUCUGCAUCUCGAUACUGCAGCUGGCUCUCUGACCCCUUCGGUUCAGAUUCCUAUUCCUUUCUACAUCGAUGACCUCCCCCAGGGCGAAGAGGGGACCCAGCGCGGCCUUUGGCUCACCACCGCCAAUACCUUCAUCAGUCAGGAUGCCCUCGAGGAGCCUGGUUUUCUUGAUCGCAACUUUGCUCUGCUACUCACUGAUGAUGAAAAGAAAAUCAUCGCCGAGCUCCAGGCUGAUCCAGACCCAACUACAGCCUCAAUGGUUGAAUUUGUACGGCUGUCAAAGCCAACACAAUCAUUCUACCAAGUUGGUCAAAGCAACAUCUUGACUCUGGGCCAAGUGCGAAAAUAUGCUCAGCAUUUUAUAUUCUGGCGUCGGGCCAUUGCUAUCCCUCCCCUCCACGCCAAGGAUCAAUAUAUACUAUCUCCCAAUAGUGACUUAUCCCGUCUUCCUAUGGAUACUUUAGAAUGGCAGAGAGCGUUCCCCCUGGCUCCACCACUUCCGAACUUCCUCGCUGAGCUCUCACAAGCACCUCGUCCAUACAAGCAGUUUUCGCCUAGCAAAGCCCACCGCCCGACCUAUCUUCUUAUGCUUUCCUGGCUCAUGCGCCGCGGUUGGGUGACCCAACUCUGUACAUUUGCCUACGUCGUCGUCUGGCCUGAAAUCAUGUACGAGGUUGAGUACGAGAUAGAAGCCGAGGAGCUCCGUGCCGCCGCGGAUGCAGAUGCGUACAAAAGCAAAGAAAAAGAGGCCAAAGACGAUGCCUCUACGUCUGCUUCGGUCCCACGCACCUCCGAGUCUUCCGAAGGCCACUCCGGCACUGACGGCUCUCAUGUCCCCACCGUUGCCGAGCAGGCCGCAGAGAAAGCCCGUCUCGAACGGAUUGCCUCUAAAGCCCAGCGCGAUGCUGCUGAAAAGGCGACAGCACAUGCUCGUAAGCCUGUCCCAGUCGCAACGGCACAUCCCUCUGUAAACGACCACCCGCAUCUCCAAGGCUUGACACCUCACAUCAUCCUCGAUGCCAAGAAGGCCACCGGCAAGGAAUCACGCUACCUGUCCGCCAUCGCCCGUCGUUUCAAUGACGAAAAACUAGCAAACAGCUGGCAGGUUAUGUGCAAGUAUUUUGAUGGCCGAUGUGCCUUGGAACGCAUCGCUUUACAGGAGGACAUGAAGCGGAAGCUGCUAUGA